Hymenoscyphus albidus is the source of this 2848-nucleotide messenger RNA. Lineage: Eukaryota; Fungi; Ascomycota; Leotiomycetes; Helotiales; Helotiaceae. The record is from the annotation of a GenBank genome assembly.
CUAGAAAAAGUGAAGUGGGGGCGACGAUCUUCUUCAACUCACCUCCGCUGCUCUAGGUACGCCACUCAAUUCCACUCCAACAUCGUCUGCCAAUUACUCAAACACUGGCUCUGUUGCUGUGGACAGGCUGCAACAAUGGCGCAAGAGCCAGAAACACCCAAUGGGAUCUCCCCACCUCUAGUUGCUGCUUCCGAUGCACCGUCCCUCAAAAGACCGGCCGAAGUACCCUCAGAAGAAUUGCAUGCGUCGCAGACAAUUUCACACGAAGAGACCACCACAGGUAAAGCUCAAAAUGGUACUGCAAAUGGUAAACACUCCUCAGAAGUCGAUUCUGAAGCACAUGCACCGAAAAGAGCUAGGAUGGAGGAGCCCAAUCAAGAAUCAAAGGACGAACCGGCCAAGGAGCUAGAGGACGGCGCUGCGGAGGUCGAUGGUCGAGAUAGAGUUAGGGGAAUUGCACCGGUCAAGGAAGAGUAGGUUUUAGUUGCCAGACCCGCCUCUUUGGAGCUCCGCCUCUGCGACACCAUUAAUACUAACCAAGGCAGAUAUCUCAUUGAUACAUUCAAUCGCUCGGCCACGACUACAAAUCUUGGUCCUGAUGGUGACGACGAUGCCGAAGCAAAAUCAUCUCGCGACUCAAGAGAUAAUGGUGGGAAAAAAGGGAAAGCAAAGGGUCAAAACAAGGACCGCAAAUUUGGUUCCUGGUACGAUGCUAUCAAGCUCUGCAAUUCCGUAGCUUCCUCCCCCGAGUUCUCGCCGAAGCCAUGCCAAUUUGGGGGAAAAUGCAGAGCAUCUCAUAACUUGAAAGAGUAUUUAGCAAAGGGCAAGAGUGAGGAUUUAGCAACUUUCAAUGGGAAAUGUCCAGUCUACGAGGUCAAUGGACGAUGUCAUGCUGGAUGGAAAUGCCGGUUUGCGGGGAGCCACUCCAAGGAAAUCGAGAGGGAAGACGGCCGAAAAGAGUUGGUUUUGAUAGAGGAUGAGAAUGUGCCAAAGCAAGAUGACGACGACGAAGUUCGAAAGGGUGUUUUCAACGUGAGUAGCUUCGAAGCAACCCCCACUGAGAUCUUGGUCACAAUAGACAUGCGAUGGGCUCGGCCUUAUUUGUUUCAAAUGUUACGUGCUAAACACUUCUGGUAGGUCGUGUCAACCAAGGACAAACUGGACUUGUCGAAAAAAAGAACAAAAUUAGACAAGUCAGAUGCAUGGCUCAAUUGGAUGGAGAAAGACUCGAGAUAUAUGGAGAAAAUCUACCACUCGAAAAAGGACGAAUCUAAGGAGCAAAAAGAAGAAAACAGAGCUCAAUUUGUGGAGCCACCAUUUUUACCAUCUGAAAAGAGACGUUUAUAUUUCGGUCCAGAAACUCCAUUGCUUGCUCCUCUUACAACCCAAGGCAACCUUCCUUUCAGGAGAUUAUGUGUUGGGCUUGGCGCUCAAUUGACCUUUUCAGAAAUGGCAAUGAGCUUACCAUUGAUCCAAGGUCUCAGACCAGAAUGGGCACUAAUGAAAGCACACGAAAGUGAGCUAUCUCCACCACGAUAUACUCCUAAAUCGAUAGUUCAAGGAUAUGAUAAUUCCAAGGACCUCAAAUUCGGUGUGCAAAUAUCAGCCAAUAAGCCCCAAGGAGCUAUUAAGACUACAGAAGUGCUUUCAAAAUUAGUGCCAAACGCACGGGUUAUUGAUCUCAAUUGUGGUUGUCCAAUAGAUCUGGUCUAUCGUUCUGGAGCGGGGUCUGCAUUACUGGAUGCUCCUACGAAAAUGGAAAAAAUGAUCCGUGGUAUGAAUGCCGUGUCAGGAGAAAUUCCAAUAACAGCAAAGAUUCGUACAGGGACGAUGAAGGAUAAGCCAACAGCCCAGAAGGUUAUCGAGCGUUUGGCUUUUGGAAAUUCCGAAACCUAUUCUCGAAUUGGGGCCCCCGGUUGUGCUGCAAUUACCCUCCACGGACGGAGCAGACAACAAAGAUAUACCAAAAGUGCGGAUUGGUCUUACAUCGCCGAAUGUGCUGCGCUAGUCAAGUCAUACAACGAUAAGAAAGAUUCUUUGACUGACACAGCUCGAGAGCCUGACGCACGCACGCUUCCUAAUUCUCCAGGCGGAAAGAUGUACUUCAUGGGUAAUGGAGACUGCUACUCCCACGAACAAUAUUAUGAUGGCAUAGAGAAGGGUGGUGUGGAUUCCGUCAUGAUUGCAAGAGGGGCCUUAAUCAAGCCUUGGCUUUUUGAAGAAAUUGAGAAAGGACAAUACCUUGACAAAAGUGCUUCAGAGCGUCUAGGUUACGUUGAGCAAUUCGUUCGUUUCGGACUCGAAGCUUGGGGGAGUGACGAAGUAGGUGUUGGAACAACCCGAAAGUUUCUCCUCGAAUGGCUUUCCUUUGCAUGUCGCUAUGUUCCAGUUGGCAUCCUAGAACAAUUACCGCCAAGUCUACAGAACAGACCUCCGGCGUAUCGAGGAAGAAAUGAUAUGGAGACUUUGCUUGCUAGUGACAAUUACUUGGAUUGGGUCAAAAUAAGGUAUGCUACUACUGGAUUCAAUCAAGAGAACUGUUGCUAACGAAAAUGCAGUGAAAUGUACCUUGGAAAAGCGCACAAGGACUUCAGAUUUCAACCAAAACAUAAGUCGAACAGUUACGAGAUUGAGGCUGAGGGCUGAUCUACAUUGUUGGAUUUGGCCUACGAAUAAGCGUGGUUGUGCGGGAGAAAGGGACCACAGAGACCAAUUUAGCAGCCCUGGGCUUACAUAGCAGAAAACUGAUAGGCAGUAGUAGCUAGUAUUAGAUACAGAUAGGCAAGCCGAACUCCAAUAAUGCACGAUAAUAGUAUUGACGGUAAGACAAAAAAUAUAAAUUCAUGCU